AUGAGCGAUCAAUCGAUUGGGGCCUAUAAGGCUCUAUGUCGGGAGAUCGAAGUUAAAAAGUCUAUUAAAGCCGUAGCACAAGAUGAAUCUGGAGGGCUUGACAAAUGGGCAACGAGCGAUGAUGAAGUCUGGCAAAGCACCGUCUAUUAUAUGUCUCGCCCACGGUCGUCAGACCCAGAGCCGGGACCUAGUCUUUUAACUGAGCAAUUGGAAGCUGAAAACCAAAUGCUCGCCAAAGAGGUGCUAUUACUGCGCGACCAGGCCACAAAUGCUCAAGAGGAAGUAGAUCGAAAGGAUCGAGAGACCGAACAACUUCGACAGGAAAUACAGAAGUUGACAUCGACAGGAGACUAUUUUCAGUCUUGUUUGCAGAGAAUUUCACAAAAAGUCGAAAACGCAUCAAAUCUACUCGAGUCAUUAAACUGCGAACUGAGAUGCGACAUCUCUGUCAUUCUUAGUUAA
Molecule: messenger RNA, 462 nt
Organism: Cladophialophora immunda
Lineage: Eukaryota; Fungi; Ascomycota; Eurotiomycetes; Chaetothyriales; Herpotrichiellaceae
Exons: 2
Coding region: 1-462 (153 amino acids)
Source: RefSeq, a predicted model, not a curated record